This is a messenger RNA of Plasmodium gallinaceum, 1374 nucleotides long. RefSeq names its product conserved Plasmodium membrane protein, unknown function. The record is from RefSeq and is a predicted model, not a curated record. Lineage: Eukaryota; Apicomplexa; Aconoidasida; Haemosporida; Plasmodiidae. The transcript has a single exon. Bases 1 to 1374 code for a protein of 457 amino acids.
AUGAAUACAUUAGACGAAAAGUUUAAGAAAAAUAAUUUAUGGGAUAAUAAUGACAUGAAUAUAAAUGAAGAAAAUGUAAAUUUAAUAUAUAAUAAUGAACAAGAGAGUCUACUAAAAAAUGAAUUUAAUGAUAAUAUUUAUAUAAAUGAAUAUUCUAGAAGAAAUAAUGUGAAUAUUUAUUAUGAUAAUGAAAAUGUAAAUAAUAAAUGUGAAAUGAAUGAUAAUCAUCUCAAUAAAAACUUAGAUACUUCUAAUAUAAAUGUUAUAAAAAAAGGAUAUGAUUAUAAUACUCACUUAACUAAUGUAAAUAACUCUAUUAAUUUUAGUGAUAUUAAUAUAAAUAAUAAAUUAAAUAAUGCAAAUACUCCUAAUAAUUCUCACAAAAGUGAAUUUUUUGAAAAAGAAUUUAAUUUAAAUGAUGAAGAAAAUAAUUAUAAAGAUAAUAUAGAUGGUAAAAUGAAUAUAAUUAACUCAAAUACAAAUAUCAAUAAUAAAGAUAACUCUUUUGAAUUAUUCCCAUUUUUUAAAAGUUUAAAUAAUAUUAGAACAAAAUUAUUAUGCUAUUAUGACAUAGAUAAUGAUGUUAUUAUAUAUAGAUGUAUGUGUGCAUUAUUACCAUAUUUAAAUGUAGAUAGAACAUAUGAGGAAAUUAAUAAUUUUAAUGAUAUUGAGAAAAAUGUGAAUGAAACAGAUUAUGAGAAAAAUACUGAUAAAACUAUUAAUCAAAAUGAAAAUGAAAAUAAAAGAGAAAUAAGUAAUGUUAAUGAUGCUUUUGAUUAUUAUGAUAAUAAAUUAUGUAUUGAAAGAAAUCCAGAUAUUUAUAGUUUCAUUUGGCUAAAUUCUUUUGUGUGUUUCCUUGUUUUUUUUCUUUUUAAUAUGAAAAAUCUAUUUUUUAAUGAUAUAUCAUUAGAUGAAGUGGAGGAUAAUAUUAAAAAAACAAAUUAUAUUGUAGAUAAUAAACUAAAUAUACUCUAUAUUAUUUUAAUAUUUGUAUUUUUAUUUAAUACUUUCAUACCAAUACUAAUAUAUACAAUUGUAUAUUUAAUAACUAAAAAAAAAUGUCCAUUUAAAUUAUUAUUUCUUAUUUCAUUAGUGAGUUAUAAUAACAUAAAUUUACUUCCUGUUCUUUUUAUAUAUAAAAUUACAAAUAUUGAAACAAAUAUAAUUUUUUUACAUUUUUUAUAUAAAACUAUCCAUUUGUUGGUUUUUCUUUUUUAUAUUUGUACCACUACUUUUUAUAUUUAUAAGUUUACUAAUAAAAUUUUCAAAAAUCAUUUUUCGGAUGAUUUAAUAUAUCUUAUUUAUACAACUUUUUUAAUAUCAUACAUAUUUUUUUACUUUUUAUUAAAAAGUUACAUAUUCAAUUAUUUAUAA